CCAUAACGAAAAAGAUGGCGGAUUUACAUUUAACCAGAAUGCAUUGCGCUGGAAAAUCGUUUAAAAAAGCGAAUUGAUGUCUUUUGAAGAACAUGCAUAAAACCGGAAGUUAUUUUCCUCCUAGUGACAAAUUUCUACGUCAUUAAGUGCUUUCUUACCAUCUUUUUUCUGUCAUUUAUUCUUGCAAUGCAUUUAUGCCUGCAAUGCAUUCUCAAAUAUACAUGCCGCCAUCUUUUUCGCUAUGGACCUAUGGUCAAUUGCAUUUUUAGGAUGAUUUAAUGGAUGUUCCGGCAACCGUAGAUGAAACAUAACAAAUGUUUUAUAUUUUAAAAGGCUACAUCGUUUAUUAUUAGCAUGAUAAAAUUUGUGAUCAACCGAAUGAUGGACCUAUAAUGGGACCGACUUUCGGCCUAUCUUUGUCUGGUCGUCCAGUGGAUAGGCUCAAACCUGAGAUCAGGAAUUUCCCAGUCCGAAAGGAUCCGAGUGUUUACGGCAAUAUCCGAGAACUAAUUGGGGUAAUAAGGUACAUGAUAAACACAAACCAGAUGGAAUGAAAGUUUUUUUCAUGAGAUUCCUUUGACAUUUGAACGUACUUAUACAACUUAUCGAAUCGGAAUAAUGUAUAAUAUAUGGUGACAAAACCUUAGUCAUGUCUUUGUGGAGUUCUAUUUUUGCGUUUCUUGUGUAUGCUCACCUAUGUUACGGGAAUUAUGAUCUGUAUAUCAACUCAACGGAGAGUAAGAAAAUUUUUGGUGAUGAGGCUAAUUUCUACUUUGUGAGAAAUGGUGAGAAGAAAGUGAAUGCAAUUGCAUAUCCUAUAAAUAUUCCAACAUCGGAAAAUUGUAUUCCAUUUACUUGGAAAGCUACAGACAUGAAGAAUAAACUACUCGUCGAUUUUUAUAUUGUGCUAAAUGCUUCAAACAUGGUUGAAAUCAAAGUUCCAAAGCAGCAUAGACAAAUUUCAAAAAAGAAAAGAGAUUUCUGUAUCACAGCACAAUGUACUCACAAGAAGCAAGGCGGUGUAUCUAUAGAUAUUCAUAUCAAUAUAACCGGCUGGCAGCGGGCCAACAUUACAAGCUUAUUGUUUAAAAGGACAAAAUAUUGUGUUAAAUAUACAGAUGUUAGCUAUGAUGAGGUUGAAGAUAAACAAAGCAAAAAGCGUGAACCAGAUUCUGUUUGGAAUGACAAAAAGAUUGUUUAUAUUGGUGUUGCAUUAGCAUGUGGUGUCAUCAUAGCUCUAGCAGGAACUAUUGCUGUACUACACAUGCAGUCCAUACCAAAGUCUAAUAAAAACAAAGAAAGAGAGCCACCAAGACGUCCUUUAAGACCACCACCUCCUAGGCCACCUCCCCCACGUGUAAUGCAAAACGCGAGACCUGUGAAUCUUACUGUUCCAGUUUUACGCCACACGUAUCUACCACCUGAUCGUCUGGGGCCUGUUGGUUGUCCUGCUACAAUUAUUAAUAACGAAGUGAUUGUUCCCAAGCCUGCUGAAACUUCCACGAUUGGCAACCAAAUACCGCAGGAUCCGCUUCAUCCCGAGGAUACCGUUCCACUUCGUGAGAAACGAAACAAAGAAAUUCGUGAUAAACUGCAAGACAUCGUGUUGGACAGAUCGCGUGUUUCUUUGGGUGAGGUGAUUCAAGAGGGAACCUUUGGUAAGAUAUACGAAGCCGUGGUGACAGGUCCUGAAGAUGGCGAGGGCCAGCAUGUUGUUGUCAAAACUGUUUCAGAUAAAGCAUCUGAAGAACAAGCAAGCCUUCUCUUGGCCGAAGGCAGCAUGUUGAAAGGACUGAAUCAUCAAAACAUAUGCUCUAUAGCAUACGUAUGUCUAUCAGAAGAGGAUGUUGAUCGUCCCUUCGUUGUUACACCCACUUUGAACCAGGGAAAUUUGAAAAAUUUCCUCAAGAAAUCGCGAACACCUGAAGGAACAGGCUUGGAAAAGAGUGUGACCACGCGUGAUUUGAUUGACAUGGCCUUGCAGAUUGCUAAUGGAAUGUUGUACUUAGAGAUGCGAAAUUUGGUUCACAAAGAUUUGGCAACACGGAAUUGCUUGAUUGAUGACGAGUUUCACAUAAAGAUAACGGACUGUGCCCUAUCGCGAGAUUUAUUUCCAAUGGACUAUCAUUGUCUGGGUGAUAAUGAAAACAAGCCAGUGAAAUGGAUGGCGGUAGAAAGUCUGGAACAACAUAGGUUUACAACAGCGAGUGAUGUGUGGUCGUUUGGUGUAACUCUCUGGGAACUGAUAACGUUGGGUCAACAACCAUACAACAGUAUUGAUGCCUUUGAAAUGGUAUUUUACCUGAAGAACGGUCAUCGUUUAGGUCAACCCACUGGGUGUCCGGAUGAUUUGUUUACAAUCAUGGGGUAUUGCUGGGCUUUAUCUGGAGAAGAGCGUCCAGGAUUUGCUCAGCUCUUGAUCUUACUCACGAAGUUUUUCAACGCUUUAAUUCAGUUUAUCUGAUGCUUGAGUGGCUUAUUGACGAACUAUAUGUUUCGAUUGCCUUUGCAUUGUGUUUUUCAUAUCCACCUAAACGAACGCGACUUUGAAGUGUGAUCAAAUAUGUGAAUAGCACUGGUAACAAUAUAGUGCAUGGAUAUAGUGCAGACCAAUUCAUGCAGGUAUAAGGCCGUUAUUAGAUGGUUGUCUAAUAGCGCUAAGAAACCCUGAAUGCACGCUUGGGUUAACCUUCAUUUUCCUGUCGUUUGUUGUAAAGAGCCGUUCAUUUCUGUGUGGAAAAUGAACGAUUUCCGGGAAGACGAAAGGCUAACCGGUUUUUGAACAGCCGCUCUUUGCGUAUAUAGUUGGUUUCGAGCACACAGCUAAGAGACAGUCCCCGCGGAGAAUGUGGGGAUCAAAGGAAAAUAUUACUUUAAAUUUUUAUCUUUACUAUUUUUCUUGGCUGAAGAUUUUUGUAUUAUAUAUAUAGGCCUUAA
This is a messenger RNA of Dendronephthya gigantea, 2937 nucleotides long. RefSeq names its product tyrosine-protein kinase RYK-like. The record is from RefSeq and is a predicted model, not a curated record. Gene Ontology annotation, molecular function: protein kinase activity; ATP binding. NCBI's taxonomy places the organism in Eukaryota, Metazoa, Cnidaria, Anthozoa, Malacalcyonacea, Nephtheidae. The transcript has 11 exons. Gene Ontology annotation, biological process: axonogenesis; multicellular organism development; positive regulation of kinase activity. Bases 650 to 2464 code for a protein of 604 amino acids. Gene Ontology annotation, cellular component: signaling receptor complex.